AUGAAUGCAAUACAAUCUGAAAAUAUUAAACUGGAAAAAAUAGGAAACAUCGAUGUAAAAGUUACUUCACACCGUACUUUACAUCACUACAGAGGUGUAGUAUCCGAAGAUGUGCUGCAGAGAGAUCUUGAAGAAUAUAUAUUAGAUUGCCUAAAAGAUCAAAAUGUUACUGCAGUCCGCAGAAUCACUAUAAGAAGAAACGGUCAAAUCUUUCCCACCAAACAUUUGAUUCUUACAUUCAGCACUCCAACACUGCCAAAAUCAGCUAAAGUAACAUAUAUAAACUGUCCUGUAAAGCCAUUCAUACCAAAUCCACUACAGUGUAUUAAGUAUCGAAAAUUCGGUCACAACAUAACUGCUUACCGAGGUAAACAAAUAUGCAUCCGCUGUUCUCUUCCUGAUCACGACAGUCAUAACUGCGCUUCUACGGAAACAAAAUGCCUUAAUUGUAAUAAGGACCAUCCUGUUUAA
Molecule: messenger RNA, 471 nt
Organism: Argiope bruennichi
Lineage: Eukaryota; Metazoa; Arthropoda; Arachnida; Araneae; Araneidae
Exons: 1
Coding region: 1-471 (156 amino acids)
Source: RefSeq, a predicted model, not a curated record